AUGGCUACGUCUUCUUCUUCAUCUGUUUCUUCGACAAAUCUUCAAGCAAAGCACCAUGUUUUCCUCAAUUUCAGAGGCCCCGACUCUCGCCACAGUUUCACCAGUCAUCUCCACGAAGCUCUGAGACAGAAAAAGAUUAUAACUUUCAUUGAUGAUAAACUCAUGCCAGGAGAUGAAAUCUCACCCUCUCUUCUGAAUGAGAUCGAAGGAUCGAAGAUUGCGAUUACCAUUUUCUCAAAAGACUAUGCGUCUUCGAAAUGGUGUCUCGAAGAACUUGUGAAGAUCAUUGAAUGCAAAAACAUUCAUGGACAGAUCGUGAUACCCGUUUUCUAUCAUGUUUGUCCGUCCGAGGUAAGGAAUCAAACCGGGAGUUUCGGAGAUGGAUUUGCUAAGCUAGAAGAACGAUUUAAGGAACAACCGGAGAUGGUGCAGAGAUGGAAGACUGCUCUGAGUCAAGCAGCCAAUAUAUCUGGCUGUUUUUUGAAUGACAAUACGUCUGAAGCUGAAAUUGUGAAGAAGAUUGUGGAUAAUAUAUUGAGGAGUUUGAGGAAUAUUAUUUCUCCGAGUACUAACAAGAACUUGGUUGGAGUAGAAUCAGCCAUGGAAGAACUGAUUAAGUUGUUAUUGAACAAAGAUGUUUGCAGUUUAGGAAUCUGGGGCAUUGGCGGUAUAGGCAAAACAACUAUUGCUCGUGCUGUAUUCAACAAAAGCUCGAAUGACUUUGAAGGAUUCUACUUUGCUGAAAAUAUUAGAGAAGAAUCAGGAAAUCCAAAUGGGCUCAUUCACUUGCGAGAAAAGCUUCUUUCUACUAUACUAGGAGAUCAAAAUCCCAACAUGGGAAGGCUUGGCGCAAUGAAGACUUUGAUUGUUUUUGACGAUGUCACAAAUUUUCAACAGAUAGAAGAUUUGAUUGAAGAUUAUGAAGAUUUAGGUUCAGGAAGCCGGGUAAUUAUAACAACAAGAGAUAAGCAAGUGCUUGAGAAAGGCAAAGUAAAUAAGAUCUAUGAAGUUAAAAAAUUAUCUUAUCUAGAAGAUUUGCAUCUUUUCAGCCAGUAUGCUUUCAAACAAAAUCUCAUCCCAGAAGAUUACUUGAAGCUCUCAAAUAGAGUAGUAAAUUAUUCUCAAGGUCUUCCUUUAUCUCUCAAAGUGUUGGGUUCAUCUCUAUUUAACAAGAGCAUACAAGUUUGGGAAAGCACAAUAAGUAAACUAGAAGAAACUCCUCCUUUGAUUGUUUACAAAGUGUUAAAAGUAAGCUUUGAAGGACUGGAUGAAGAGGAGCAAGAUAUAUUUUUAGAUAUUGCAUGUUUUUUCAGGUGGAAGGACAAAGAUAUGGUGAUGAAAGUCUUGAAUGCAUGUGACUUGAAGGCAGAGCGUGCAAUAAGUGAUCUUAUUGAUAAGUCUCUCAUAGCUAUUUCAUCAGACAAUAUAAUAACCAUGCAUGAUUUGCUUCAAGAAAUGGGAAGGAAAAUUGUUCGGGAGGAAAAGGAUAUUGGCAAACGAAGUCGAUUGUGUCAUCAUAAGGAUCUUUAUCAUGUCUUGACAAAAAAUACGGGAAUUGAAAUCGUUCGAGGCAUAUGCAUGGACAUGUUUCAAAUAGGAGAAGUACACUUAAAUCCUCUUGCUUUCUCAAAUAUGCAUAGCUUGAAAUUCUUGAAGGUCUGUGGAGCUGUUAAUAACAAGGUGCAUGAAUUUCAAGACUUGGAAUUCGAUUUUCUUGAGCUAAGAUACAUCUGUUGGAAUAAUUAUUGGUGGAAAUCUUUACCACGUAAUUUUAAUCCGAAGAAUCUGGUUGCUCUUGAGAUGCGCUAUUCUAAUCUUAAAGAACUUUGGAGUAGGGUCCAGCCUCUAAUUAAUUUAAAGUACAUUGACCUGAGUUACUCAAAGCAUCUGCGUAAGAUUGCUGAACUCUCGCAGGCUUCAAAUCUUGAAAGUUUGAUUCUGGAAGGCUGUACAAGUUUGAUUGAGAUCAUUUUCCCCUCUAGUAGGAAGCUCAAUAACCUUGUUACUCUGAAUCUAAGAAAUUGCAAGAGCCUCCAGGGUCUUCCACCGGGUAUUCUUCAAUCAAAUUCUCUGAGAUUUGUUAAUCUUUCAGAUGGCAUCCUUAAGCUGAAAUCUCUCAAGUAUCUGUCUCUCUCCGGUUGCUCAAACGUCAAGACAAUUCCAAAGAUCUCAUGGCAAGAGCUGGUGCAUUCUCUUCCUCGUGUGUUAUCAGGUUUGUCGUUUUUGAAGAAACUAAACCUGAAUGAGUGCAAUAUCAUAGAAUUACCAAACAGUCUUGGCGAUUUAUCCUCCCUGAAGGAUUUAAAUCUUUCUGGAAACAAUUUUAACAGCAUUCCAACAACAAUCAUCAACCUUUCAAAGCUGUCGUCGCUUAACUUGAGCCACUGCAACAUGCUUCAAUCCUUGCCAAACCUUCCUGGUAACAUAAAACUUUUGGUAGCAGAUAGCUGCAAAUCUCUCCAAGCAUUAUCCGGCUUGCCGAUUCCAAGCCAAGGCUAUUUCAACGGUAAUCUCAGCUUCAUAAAUUGCUUCAAUCUCGACUGGAGAAUGCUCACAAACAUUCUGGAUUACGCUUUGUCAAAUAUGUAUGAGAAAACCUAUUACACCCACAAGAGUCCUACCCGUUACAUGUGUUUCCGAGGAAGCGAAAUUCCAGACUGGUUUAACGUUCAAAGUACUGCGUCAUUUCUGGAGCUCCCAGAAGGCUCGUUAAGUCAUAAUUUCAUUGGCUUCACCUUCUGCACAGUGUUAUCAUUCCAGGACUAUAAAGCUGGUACGUUGGUUGUUGAGUGGGAGAUGCUUCUGAAAAGCAAGGAUGGCUUGAAGACAAUGGGAAGCGGCGGCUUUUUAGCCUGGACCAAAGAGUAUGCGCCGUCCAAUGUGGAGUUUGAUUAUGUGUUUCUGGGAUAUGAUGUUCAGGUGGAUGAUAAAUCAGAAUGGGACGGAUUCUCUGAGGCCAUUAUCAAGUUUCGUGUUACGGAUUAUCAUCGGAGCCCUUUGGAUGAUUGCGUGGUGAAGAAGUGUGGCGUCCGUUUAUUGUUGAGCCAGGAGGAAUCAAUGAAUGAAUCCGGCUUGUGCUGGCUCUGCGACGAAGAAGAUGAAGAAGAUGAGCCACAGUCCAAGAGAUCGAAGCUUUUAGAAUCCUUCUAA
Messenger RNA from Mangifera indica (mango), 3150 nucleotides. Its product is annotated as disease resistance protein RPV1-like. The record is from RefSeq and is a predicted model, not a curated record. The transcript has 6 exons. Lineage: Eukaryota; Viridiplantae; Streptophyta; Magnoliopsida; Sapindales; Anacardiaceae. Bases 1 to 3150 code for a protein of 1049 amino acids. Gene Ontology annotation, biological process: signal transduction; defense response. Gene Ontology annotation, molecular function: protein binding; ADP binding.